UGCAUAUUCAUUUUUAAUAGGACGGUCAUAAUAUUAUAUUUUACCUACACAGUUCAUAUACCUACAACCACCAGUAAGCGAAAUCGUAUUCAAUUAAAUAGUAGUUGAUUGAAAACAUUUUUUAUAAACGUGCGAUACUAAAAAAAAAAAACCAAGGCACGACCGUCCGUUGACGGUUACGGUUAUAAUAUUAUACUUUUUAACAUGCACUCUGAAUCAUUAUUGGAAUAUUUACUGGUGAACUACCGAUGGGUGUUCGUAGUUUUUUUUCUUUUACCGUGUACUGUGUUGGGAAGUAUAUGGUCGGUAUUCGAAAAAAGUUUAUGGUCACGUCAUACCGGACUGGAACACGAGAAAAACCUUGGCCAUAUUCAACGCCAGAUCCGUCAUAGAAAUAAACAGGCAACCGAUCAAGUUAUGUGUACGGCCAGACCGAGUUGGCGGAGUAUGACAAUAGCUGACAUGGCUUACAAAAAAUAUAUGUUCAACAUAGACGUUCAUCUAGAUGGAAUUGUUUCGAUCAAUGCUAAGACUCAAACAGUCAGAGUAGAACCGGGUAUUACAAUGGGCCGAUUGAUUCCCAUUUUGAUCGAAUCCGGUUGGACGGUGCCCGUGGCCUUGGAUAUGGAAGACCUAACAAUCGGUGGUCUUGUUAUGGGAAUUGGAUUGGAAUCGUCAUCGCAUAAAUUUGGACUAUUUCACGAAACAUGUAUACGGUAUGAACUCAUUACGGCCAACGGCGAUUUGAUCAUAUGUUCAAAGUCAGUGAAUGCAGAUAUUUUCGAAUCCAUACCAUAUUCGUAUGGCACUUUGGGAUUUUUAACAGCGGUUGAUAUUCAACUAAUACCAGCGAAAAAAUACGUAAAACUCAAAUACCGUCCAAUUCGUACAUUGGAAAAAAUGGAGUCUCGACUGAUAGCGGAAACUAGUGAUUUAGAGCACAAUGAUUUUGUCGAGCUAUUAAUAUACAACAAAGACGAAGGAGUCUUGAUGACUGGAAAAAUGACGGAUGGCAGUAGAGACAUUAAAUAUGUGAACAGAAUCGGUCGAUUUUACAAACCAUGGUUUUUUAAGCACGUUGAAUCAUUCCUAAUGACAUGGACAAUUGGCGAGGAAUAUAUUCCACUAAAAGAUUACUAUUUUAGGCACAAUAAAUCAUUAUUUUGGGAAAUUCAAGAUAUAAUACCUUUCGGAAAUCACCCAGUUUUCCGUUAUCUACUAGGAUGGCUGAUGCCUGCAAAAGUGGCUUUAUUGAAAUUGACACAAACGGAUACAAUCAAACAGUUGUAUGCCAAUCAUCAUUUCAUAGAUGACUUCAUACUACCGAUUUCCAGUUUGAAAAAAUCAGUUCAAAAAUUUGAUAAAAUUCUCAAUAUUUAUCCAAUUUGGGUAUGCCCAACUGUUUUGCGUCCGGGAAAAGGUCUUAUGCAUUCACCCGCAACAGUAAACAAUAUGUACAUUGAUAUUGGUUUAUAUGGUGAGCCUAAAGUCUCCAAAUAUAAUCCAACAAUUUUAAGGGACCUAGAAAUAUUCGUACUUAAACUAAAAGGAUUUAAGAUGAUGUACGCCGGUACAUAUUUAAAUAUAGAUGAGUUCAAGACUAUGUUUGAUCAUCGAUUGUAUGACCGAAUGAGACAGAAUCUACAUUGUAAAUCUAACUUUCCAGAAGUUUACGACAAAGUAAAUAGGAAAGCCAGAAUAUAAUACAUUUUUAAUUUAUAAUAAAUUCUUUUAUAAAACAAUGUACCUUCACAUAAUAUAAUAUUAUUAUAUUUUAAUAACACAAUAACUUCAUGAAUAAAUAAAUAUUGUACCUUUAUAUAAUAUUAAUAUUUACAUAGGUAGUAUAAUAAUAUGAUAAGUAUUAUAUAGGUAAUUAUUGCAUAAAUAAUUGUUGUAUUCCAAAAGAAAGUUUGAUUAUAAUGUGUAAAAGUAAACCGAUUCUUUAUAAACAGUACUUAAUUCAAAUUAAGGUGCUUAUGUAUACAAAGGUGUUUAUAAUAGGUAUAUAUAACAAAUUUUCAAAUAAAUUUUCCAUCAAGACUCUAUAAUAGUAGUAUAUUGUGGUGAAUGUUUUUAAUAUUAAAAUUUAUAGGGAAAACAUCGCUUUUCUCACAGUCAAUAAUUAUAAUAUGUCGCCUGUUUUUGGGUAGGCACAUAUAAAAAUGUGUACGUAAAUAAAUUCUACUAACAUGACAAAAAAACAACGUCUAACUCACAAUUUUGGAAAAUUGACUUAUUUGUAAUAUUAUUAUACAUACCUGUAUAUACUAAUUCUUAUUUUAAUUUAUUAUCUUGCACAUAUCGCACUUACAAAUGCAAAGUAUACAAACCGUAUACACCGCAAACUCACGAUUAAAUGCAAUAUGUGGCAUGAAACACGCGUGGAUAUAAUAUUUGGCUGUUGCAUGUUUGUUUGUCUGUUUUUCCCGUUUGUCCGAAAAAGGCUUCUGAACGGAUGAUCCUGUUUUGACGGGUUUUCAAAUAUAUUGUAUUAUUUAAUGAAAAAACGGAAAUCGAUAACAGAUGGAUUAAUUCUAAACCUGAUUGUAUCGGGUAUUAUAGCUAGCAGCAUAAUAUUAAAAAUUACACUCAAUGACGCUGAAUUUGUGUACACUUCAUAUUGAAUUAAACAUUUAUUUUGACAAAUUUUUUUACAACAAACAUACAUUUUU
Messenger RNA from Metopolophium dirhodum (rose-grain aphid), 2675 nucleotides. RefSeq names its product delta(24)-sterol reductase-like. The transcript is spliced from 10 exons. Gene Ontology annotation, cellular component: membrane; cytoplasm. Gene Ontology annotation, molecular function: FAD binding; Delta24(24-1) sterol reductase activity. NCBI's taxonomy places the organism in Eukaryota, Metazoa, Arthropoda, Insecta, Hemiptera, Aphididae. The record is from RefSeq and is a predicted model, not a curated record. Gene Ontology annotation, biological process: steroid metabolic process. The coding region runs from base 205 to 1704 and encodes 499 amino acids.